CAAAGAGGGUGUUGGUUCCUCAGUAUCGCACUGGACACGUUUGGCAUCGGCAGUAUCGAAACGGUCAUCCCGAUCGCUCGGCAAUACCCAUUGUUGUUCCUCGAGAACAUUGUGAUCCUUGAGAAGAGAUUCUCACCGCAUCUCGGAUCUCCUUGCACGUGGAGCUGAGCCGAUUUUUUUUCCACGAGCGGUCGAUAUUUCGACGUCCGCGAUGAUUUCCGUCGAGCGUGCAGCGAUGAUCAUCUUCGGGCUGGCCCUUUUCGUAACUUCAGGUUCCGCCCUACGAUGCUGGGUCUGUUCGUCCAACGUGAACGUCAUGUGUAACGACCCGAUGAACACCACAGAUCAUCAGGCUGCGUUCCACAUAAGGACCUGCGAUCCGGGUCCCUUCGGCUCUUCAAAGCCCAUCUGCCGCAAAAUCGUUAAACGAGAAUACGGCGAGCGAAUAAUCAUACGCCAGUGCUCCACGCCGUAUCAUGAUGAAAUGGAGAUCGUCGACGGUCAAUGCGGUAACUCUAUGUCGCAGCCAGGACGUGACGUAAUCGAGUCCUGCCACAUCUGCAGCAGCGAUUUGUGCAAUUCCGCGACCGGCGCCUCCGCGGUGCGGCUGCUCUACGUCGCCGCGAUGAUCGUCCUCGCCUGCGCCUUCCACCAUUCCAAAUACGCCCUUUAACCCUAUGAUAAAAACCGAGCGAUAGUUGUAAAUGAAAAAAAAAGAAGGUCAAGAAAGAAAGAAAAGGAGAGGCAGGAGGAAGAAGAGCGAAGAUUCGCACGAUAGCUACGAAAUACUUAAUGUUGUCAAUCUACGACUAACAAACUUUCACUGCGAACAAGCGCGUUGUUUCCCCGACUCGACUGACGAUUCGAGAGAGACGCGUAAAAAAAAAAAGUGCGGCCGAAGAGGUCUUGCGUAAUUUUCUCCCGGCAACAAAGGCGAUUAUUGCGAAACAAAAAUUACGAGCCGAUGAAAAUUAUAAGCGCGCGCAGAGUUUAUGAUUAAUAUAUAUUGGAUUCAACCGGAGUUGCUGUAAGUACAAAAUAAAGGAAUAUAACAUAAUCCAUA
Pogonomyrmex barbatus (red harvester ant) is the source of this 1063-nucleotide messenger RNA. RefSeq lists its product as uncharacterized. The record is from RefSeq and is a predicted model, not a curated record. Gene Ontology annotation, biological process: positive regulation of voltage-gated potassium channel activity; sleep; regulation of synaptic transmission, cholinergic. NCBI's taxonomy places the organism in Eukaryota, Metazoa, Arthropoda, Insecta, Hymenoptera, Formicidae.